UAGCCCCUAGAAACGGAUGCUGAUCGAUUCAGACGUAGACGACCAGGUACUUAGCCAUUACAAACAAAAACGCUUGUCAGAACUGAAAAAGGGAAUUCCAAUUCCAUCCAUCACUUCUCGCCAGUCACUUCUCAACACCAUAACAACUCAGCGUUGUAUCAUACACUUUCAUAAUCCUGAAUUCGCUCGUUGCCAAAUAAUGGACAAGAAACUUGCAGAAGCCGCUGAUAUCGUAGGUGAUAUAAAGUUUUACAGGGCUGAGGCGCAGUUGUUUGAGGAUGUGUGUGAGUAUUUGCAAAUUAGAACGCUGCCAUUCCUAGGAUUCUUCAGGGAUGGGAAGUGUGUGGAUGGAAUUGUGGGGUUCGAGGGUUUGAGUGGCGAUGAUUUUAAGGCAAAUGAAUUGGUUAAAUUUAUAAAACGCAGUGACAUCAGCAAGUGAUUUGGUUGUAUGGAGGUGAAAGGGGAUGCUACGAUAAAUGCUGGUGUGAUCGAGUCGUUAAGCUGUGUGCCAAGUGAUGAAAUGAUUUAUGUCGUGUUUAUCAUGGUUCAGUGCUCUACCAUGGCAUUGAUACCAUUUGCAGGUAUCGAUUUAAUUCCCGUGAUCAUAGGUUAAAAAGCGUAUGGAUGCAGAGCAAAAUUCUUGUAUGAGAGAGGAAUUGCUAAUGUUGUGCUCGUAUCGCGGUGCC
Molecule: messenger RNA, 686 nt
Organism: Vavraia culicis subsp. floridensis
Lineage: Eukaryota; Fungi; Microsporidia; Pleistophoridae
Exons: 1
Coding region: 17-439 (140 amino acids)
Cellular component (GO): cytoplasm
Source: RefSeq, a predicted model, not a curated record